GCGGAUGCAAUGCCGUGUAGUGCUCACUGCGCAAGCGCACAACAAACGGUCGCGCGGAAGUUUGAUUUGAAACAGCGAGGAGAGGGGCCGGAGUCGAAUAUGUUUUCAUUUUAGCAAUGUGACAAUGGCAGCAACACUUAUACCACCGGAUUUAAAUUCGUCGUCCUCAACAGAUUCGUCGUCGACCUCCAAUCGAAGCAUUAGUAGAAGUUUGCGGGUCGCAGAGAAAGCAAAAAAGGGGAGCAAGGCGGAGGACCCGAUUGUUGCGGCACUAAAGUACUUCUCAAAGGUUCAAAAAGGAACCCCGUGCAGAGGAAAUGAUGAGUUUGAGAACAACCUUGUUACGGUGGAGAGGGUGGCAUACAGUAAAGGGCUUUCGCCAGAAGCCAUCUCUGUUAUGCUAGAGUUUGCCAUGAGCCUCCGGAUGGGAACGGUUCCAUGUGUACGGGUACUUAAGUGCCUCCUUCCUUCCACUGUGGUUCCACAUCAAGCUGUUGUGCGUGCGGUGGUGUGGCUGUGUGUUGGAAAAUUAUCGAUCUCCACACAGGUUCUUUUCAUCAAAUGGGUGCUGACUGUCUUUGACAUGAUUGAUGCCAAAGACAAUCUUCGUGCCAUCUAUGGCUUCCUCUUCAGCUUUGUAACUGAAGAAAAUCUGUGUCCCUAUGUAUGCCACCUGCUUUAUCUGCUGACCAGAAAAGAAUGUGUGCGUCUUUUCCGAGUCCGAAAGCUACUGGAGCUGCAUUCUAAACUGGGCAAGCAACCAUAUCUUCUGCAUCUGUUGUCGCUCUACAAAGUGUUUUGCCCAGAGUUGGUCACGCUCUCACUCAAUUCACGAAUAAGGGCCGGUUUCGGAAAUCACAACGGCCCUUGGAAGUUGGCGUUGAUUGCCAUCCAGAAGAGAACCGCUGUCCUGGUCUCCUCCGACCUCCCUCUAGCCCUGCAGACCCAGGAGAAGGCCGGCUCGAGGAAAAGGAAACUGGGGCACUUGGACCUGCCAGUGCUCACUGCUGUUGUCCAGAGCCAGAAGCAGACCAGCCUCAGCCAAAUGGUUGUUCCUCUGGCCCAAAUCCAGUCCUUUGUUCAGCUCUUGGAGAACCUGCAUCUUAUAGAGCUACCGGCUCAGAUGGGCUCUCUGCUGGGCUCCAGUCUGGCCCUUCACUACCUCGACUGCGUUCAGGACGAGUCGGCCUUUCUACGCCUCAACUUCUGGCUCGGCCACUCCCUACAUGAAGAGUUUCUGUUCUGUGGCCACGGCGGAGCAUCUCAAGGUUCAGACGAGGCGGUCCAGUUUCUGGAGCGGUUGAUGUCGACGCAGGACUUUCUCCAGGAGGGGUUCUCCAGCGUGGAAGCCUUCCUCUACAAGUUCCUCAACGUCUGGGACGGCUCCCUCCUCCGCCCACAGAUCUUGGCCCUCCUGAGCAACGUUCCUGUGGUGCCCAGCACCUGUAUCAGCAGGCUUCUGUCGGAGCCACUGGAGCAACUGUUCUUCACAUCCAAGGUGUUCUUCAAGUGUGGCCUGAUAGAGUCUCUUAACGGCAUGCUGGUGAAAUGGCUGACCUGGCACUCGGUGUACGCUCUGGAGGACGGCCGUAACGUUGACCUCGACACGUCCAUGAACGUGAGUCGGUCCGGGUUCAUGCUCUCUGUGGGGGAGCUCGUGCGUUUCGUGGGGCGGCUGGCCACCCUGGGGCUUCAGCUGGAAGGCUGUCACUCCCUGCUGCUCAGCUUCAUCCUGGACUUCUACGACACGGUGUGUGACAUAUUCCAGAAGUAUGGGCUCCCCCUAGUGGUCAUGAUCCCGCGCAGCGUCUUUUACCCGGCCCUGUUCGCCUUCGACCCCAUCAGCGUGGACCGACUGGCCAAGAUCAUGAACAGGUACAAGAUUAACUUGACCGCCGCCAAGAAGCAAGAAAAAAUGACUGGGAAGGCAUUUCACAUCAGCCUCAAGACUUACCAGGAGUUCAACCACUACCUCGCCUUCAUGGUCAACUGCCUGUGGAACUCCAGGAUCUUCCAGCCGGGAGACGACAUUGAGCUGAGCGAGGAGCUGCUGCACGAGAGUGGAGUCCCGCGGUACUGGGCCAGCUUCAGCCUCACCAACCACCCGGCCUUCCACUGCUACGCUAUCGACUUCCACCACAAGUGUUGGCCGGAGAGGCGGGACGUGGACCUGAAAUCCAUUCAGCAUUUGCAGCAGUGGGGCUGGUAUCUGGAGUAUCUGUUCACGCAGGGCUUUGACGGCCUCCGACAGUUCAUUCAGAGCAACAUCAAAACCAGCAGCCGAGGACCGUAGGACGUGAACCAGCACUGUGGGACAAAAAAAAAGACUUGUACAUAAUAUCUCACGUCUGACGAUUCAUUGUUGUUGUUUUUAUUUUUAUGUACAGAGACGUGUUUGUUUAUCGUGUAUGUUUUUUGUAGAUAAUUUUAUGAAUUUUAGCUGCCCCUUUUUAGUCACUCUUAAUUCGUGGUUCAAAAUAAACCAGCUUACCACUUUUA
Molecule: messenger RNA, 2499 nt
Organism: Gadus macrocephalus (Pacific cod)
Lineage: Eukaryota; Metazoa; Chordata; Actinopteri; Gadiformes; Gadidae
Gene: cenpi
Product: centromere protein I
Exons: 20
Coding region: 125-2293 (722 amino acids)
Cellular component (GO): kinetochore
Source: RefSeq, a predicted model, not a curated record